GCAAAGAUGUACACCAAGAAGAUCAACACAAAAAAUGACAUGCAGAACACGGUCACGAUGGCGUCGUUCCACGGCCACAGUCCGUGCGCCCCCGGACCGAUUCGAAUCCCGAACUCGCCCAUGCUGGAGUGCCGGCACCGCUACCUGGAGCAGAUGAAGACGACCUUCUCGACGGUGCAGGUGUCGUUCGUCAACACGACCUGCCCGAAGCCCCAGGAAUGCUUCUCGUCCAGCGAGUAUGGCGACAGUGUGUCCAAGACAGGGAAGGCCAUUGCUGACAGCUUCCAAGCGCCGCCGCCAUGCUGCGUCGUGGGACCGUGCUAUCCGUACUGCUUCUGAGUGUCUUCGAAAUUUUGAAUUGCCAAAUUUGUAGUUGAAACUUUGAACAAAUAAAA
Culex quinquefasciatus (southern house mosquito) is the source of this 395-nucleotide messenger RNA. RefSeq lists its product as uncharacterized. Lineage: Eukaryota; Metazoa; Arthropoda; Insecta; Diptera; Culicidae. The coding region runs from base 7 to 339 and encodes 110 amino acids. The transcript is spliced from 2 exons. The record is from RefSeq and is a predicted model, not a curated record.